Messenger RNA from Punctularia strigosozonata HHB-11173 SS5, 1203 nucleotides. RefSeq names its product cyclin-like protein. Gene Ontology annotation, biological process: positive regulation of transcription by RNA polymerase II. The record is from RefSeq and is a predicted model, not a curated record. Gene Ontology annotation, molecular function: cyclin-dependent protein serine/threonine kinase regulator activity. The transcript has 6 exons. The coding region runs from base 1 to 1203 and encodes 400 amino acids. Gene Ontology annotation, cellular component: mediator complex; nucleus. NCBI's taxonomy places the organism in Eukaryota, Fungi, Basidiomycota, Agaricomycetes, Corticiales, Punctulariaceae.
AUGGCGACCGACUUUUGGGCCAGUUCCCACUACAAGCGUUGGAUCUUUGACAGGGCUACGCUCAGUCAGGCGAGGGCAGAGGAUUUGCUCCAUGUCGAAGAUCCAGAGCACCUCGACUUCCUCGCUAUAUUCUUCGCCAACCUGAUUGCGAAGCUGGGCAAGAGACUUCAGCUGAAGCAGCGAGUGAUCGCUACCGCGACUGUCUUCCUCCGGAGAUUCUACGUCAAGAACUCAUACUGCGAGAUCGACCCUUUCAUCGUCAUCGCCACCUGCUGCUAUGUUGCGGCCAAGGCGGAAGAAUCUCCUGUACACAUCAAGACGGUCUUGUCGGAAGCAAGGACCGUGUUCAAUCAGGAAGGUUACAACCUGAAGUCAUUUCCCAACGAGAACUCUCGUCUGGCAGAAAUGGAGUUCUACCUAGUCGACGAUCUGGAGUGCGAUUUGACCGUGUUCCAUCCCUACCGCACGCUCAUGGCACUCUGCUCUAAAGACCCGGUGAACCCUGCUUCAGAGGACGGCGAGCUCGGCGUUGGCAUCGUUGAAGGCUCGCGAUAUUGGGGCACCGGUGAAGGUAAACUGAUACUGAGAGAAGACGGCGCAUUGCAGAUGGCGUGGUUCAUCAUCAAUGAUACCUACCGCUCAGAGCUCUGCCUGCUGUACCCUCCACAUAUCAUCGCCAUCGCAGCUAUUUACCUCACCCUUGUCUUGAACGAGAAGACCCGCGCGACCUUGAACCUCCAGCCCUCAUACUCCAUGCCAUCGAAUUCUUCCUCGUUGCAGUCCGCGUUGACAUCUACCACCACUCCAUCCUACCAGAGUCCAGCCGCGGCUCCCUCACGGCGUUCUUCCCGCCAAACGUCCAAACAUCCACCGUCCGUCGCGUCUGCGCAAGACCCGAUCGAGUUCCUCGCUGGCCUGAACGUCUCUAUGCCACUCGUCGCCACCUGCGCGCAAGAGAUCAUCUCGCUCUACGCCCUCCUCGACCGCUACUCCGAAGACGCGCCAGCCUCCUCCAGCUUUAGCCCUACCGCGCACACAGCGAUGCGGGAUCUCAGCGGGGGCGCGGACGGCGGUGUGCAGGGAAUCGUCACGCCUGCGAUGCUGAUGGCGAUCUUGACGCGGAUGCGGGAAUUGAAAAUCCAAGACAUGCACUCUGGGGACAAAAAGGCGAGUGCCGUGGCAGAUUUACUCGAGAAGGUGUAG